This is a messenger RNA of Physcomitrium patens, 1840 nucleotides long. Its product is annotated as vesicle-associated protein 1-2. Gene Ontology annotation, biological process: endoplasmic reticulum membrane organization. Lineage: Eukaryota; Viridiplantae; Streptophyta; Bryopsida; Funariales; Funariaceae. Gene Ontology annotation, cellular component: plasma membrane; endoplasmic reticulum membrane. The record is from RefSeq and is a predicted model, not a curated record.
CGCUUUUGUGAUGAUUUUGAAGCAAUUACGAAGCUGUCGGAGAGAGAGAGAGAGAGCAAGAGAGAUAGCGAGAGAGUUUAUAUAUAUAUAUAGAGAGAGAGAGAGAGAGAGAGAGAUUUUGACAUUUAAUCCUCGAGAUGGCGGUAUUCGAUUGAGAUGUAGAAAUUCUUGCUUCUUUUCGCUACGCUUUUAAGCAUUCCCAUUUGUGUAGGUUACGUCUUCCGGCGAUACGUAUGCUUUUUAGAAGAGCGGGAGAUUCGUGCUUUGGGUUUUGGGGUACCUUAGUCCGUAGUUUAAUUAGUUGCGAGUGGUGGUAUACUAGACGGAGCGCGUCGCGGUCGGUACCCUGUUGAAUUCUUUUAUGGAUGUGCCGUGAUUCGAGAACUUUGUGGAUUAUUAAGAUGUGAGUCCGUAGGGGACUGAAGGCAUGUCUAGGGUAGAAGGGUUGUAGAGUGCCACGCAGUGCAUCAUGCUCCCACAUCAGACUGUGUCGUUGUGGUCAUGUGAGGGGUACUCACUGUCUACCCUAGUUUUACGUACUUGGUUAGUGUAUGCCGGUUUCAGGAGUUCAUAUAUAUGUACAUAUACAUGUGUAUCCAUCAACUGCGUUCUACUCGGACAAAGGGGAGGAUGUGAUAUUUCCACAAUACAUACAUUUUGGGACAUCUGAAACGUGAUUCACUUGACCUGAAGAGAAGGUCGAAUCAGUGAAAGCAACCAUGCCCACCGAACUUCUCAGCAUCCAGCCUGGGGAGCUGAAGUUUCCAUUUGAAUUGAAGAAACAGAUAUCAUCAUCCCUCCGGCUGGUCAACUCCACCGAUGAUUAUGUGGCCUUCAAGGUUAAGACGACUUCUCCCAAGAAGUACUGUGUACGCCCCAAUACCGGCGUUGUCCAGCCUCACAGUAGUGCAGAUGUUACAGUUACAAUGCAAGCUCAGAGGGAAGCUCCUCCCGACAUGCAAUGUAAGGACAAAUUUCUUGUCCAGAGUGUCAUAGCACCCUCCUCCAAGGAGGUUUCUCAAGAUAUGUUUAACAAAGAAGAGGGGAGGGAGGUUUAUGAGGCGAAAUUGAAAGUCCUGUAUGUUUCACCACCUCAACCACCAUCACCUAUCACAGAAUCAAACGAGGAAGAGGGUAAUUCUCCUAAAGCAGCCGCGGCGGUAGAUAACAGUGAUCGACAUCAUUUACUCUCUGACCCGAUCUCAAAGACCGAGAGUGAGUGGAAGUUCAAGCUGAAUGAAACCAAGGCAGCUCUAAACCUUCUUACAGAGGAGCGGAAUUCAGCGGUACAGCAAAGUCGAAGCCUUCAGCAAGAAUUGCAAGCUUACAAAAGCGGAAAUUCAAAAUUCGGUGGUGGAACGCUAGUUGAUCAAAAGAAGCAGCCUGGAUUCUCAUUUUUGUUUGUUAUACUCGUUGGUUUGUUGGGCAUGUUGGUAGGCUAUCUUCUUGGAGGCUAGACCCACAGCCCGCUUAAGGUAUGGGUAGUAUAUUUUUACAAAGCUUCAGCCACCUUAAGCUAACUCAAUGUGAAAGGAUAUCAGGAGCUUGGUGGGGAAAGCCCUGCCCCUCCUGCGUCUGGAAUAGUUUAUUUAGUAUCCAUGGUAUAGAGGUAGGAGAUGGUUUUCCUGGCACCUGUGCUAGCAGAUGCUUGCAUCCAUCCAGAAUUUGAUGGUUGUGGACAUGGAUAUGGAUAGGAGGUUUACUUGGUUACCCUCAGUUGUGCAAGCAGCUUUUGAUCAGUACUAGUAGACACAGCAGGGUUGAUUUUUUUUCACAUUUAGUUACUAUGAAUAAAUUGUUCUCAAUGGGUUCCGCAUAUUUGCAGUCCUUUAUUGCUCGA